Molecule: messenger RNA, 4811 nt
Organism: Phymastichus coffea
Lineage: Eukaryota; Metazoa; Arthropoda; Insecta; Hymenoptera; Eulophidae
Gene: Asator
Product: tau-tubulin kinase homolog Asator
Exons: 18
Coding region: 1275-4670 (1131 amino acids)
Biological process (GO): peptidyl-serine phosphorylation; signal transduction
Cellular component (GO): cytoplasm; nucleus
Molecular function (GO): protein serine/threonine kinase activity; ATP binding
Source: RefSeq, a predicted model, not a curated record
GGAGAAGAUACAAACGUUUCACUGACUAUAGCUUAAUUGAAUAUUUAUUUUUAUUACACAAGUAAACGCUUGUACUGGUAGCAGUUAUAUGAAGAGAUCUGAAGAAAUUUGAAAAUGUUAUACUUAUGUCUAAGUUAUCGUUGAUAAUAUGCUUAGUCUAUUCCUGAUCAUGGUGCAGAAACCACCAACACCUAUUCACUUAGUCAUAAACACGAGACGGUUUCAUAACUGUAGCAACUAUAGCUAACUGCCAGCACGAUUCGUUCGUGGUUUGCGGCUCCUCAUCAACUAUAUUUUCUCGAUCUUCAUCAACUAUAAUUAAGGAACUACGGUAACAGUAUCUCGCAUUCUGUAAAUUGUAGGGAACAAUUUCAGAAGUAUCAGUUACUUAAUAUCUUGGUGCAAACUUUGCGUGAGUGCGUCCUCAGUAGAUUAAUUUGGUGUUUACUAUUCAAGUCAAUACAAUCAUGAAUCAUUUGGAUGAACGCAGCAGACGACAUAGUUUUCAGUAGUAAAAAUAUAAAAUUGUAAUUUUAGAUCGCGGUGUACACGCGUGGCAUCUUCGACCCCUCUUCAAUCUUUCUAUUUUUUUCUGUCAUCUCUUUUUUUCAAUGCUAAAAAAUGUUAUAAGCACAUUAAUUUUUUAUAAAAUUUUAAAGAAUCUAUCAAUGUGAUAUAUAAUUUACAUAAUUCUUCUUGCUUGAAAGUUAUUUAUUCUUUAACUCAGUUGCGAAAAAAAAACAACUAAUCAAAUGUAACACAUUAGUGAAUUUAUAGUUUAUUGUUGCAAUGUAUAUUUUAUUUUAAGUCAUAUACUAUAUAAAGUGAUGCAGUGUAGUGUAACUGAUCAGAAAAAGAAGCAGAGCACGUACAUCACACAAAAGUCAAGAGAGCAGGGAAAGGGAAUAGGGCUGCAGGCAGCCUGCAGAUAGCUGACGUGUAGACAUCAGCCGAUGUUUGGCAGCACGCGUCAAUGCUUAGCAGACAGCUGGAUCUGGUAUUGUUUGUACUGAAAUUGUUAUGAGAUCUAGUACAGUUUUGUAUUUUAAAUAGUUUGGAAAAAAGAAAAAUGUGAUUUAGGUGUGCAAUAUUUUGUACUUAGAAGAAAACCAAACUGUUAAAAGAGUAUGCAGUUAGUAUGGAGGAGUUUCCACCGAGGGCGCUGAUUGCUGCUGGUAUUGUUGGAACGCAGCUUAGGCAUUUAGAUCAAUAAGUAAAAAAUAGUAUUGAGGUAUGUAGGUAACCAAAUCAUUGAUCAAAAUAAUAAUAUUACAAUGACAAGUGAAGACCUCUUACAACCUGGCCAUGUUGUCAAAGAACGUUGGAAAGUUAUGAAAAAAAUUGGAGGAGGAGGGUUUGGAGAAAUCUAUGAAGGUUUAGACCUAAUUACAAAAGAACAGGUUGCGUUAAAGGUUGAAUCAGCAAGACAACCAAAACAAGUUUUAAAAAUGGAAGUAGCAGUCUUAAAAAAGCUUCAAGGAAAAGAACAUGUUUGCCGAUUCAUUGGUUGUGGGCGAAAUGACAGGUUUAAUUAUGUAGUAAUGCAACUACAAGGUAAAAAUUUAGCUGAACUACGACGUGCCCAACCAAGAGGAGCUUUUUCUUUAUCAACGACUCUACGCUUAGGUCUUCAAAUACUCAAAGCAAUAGAAAGUAUUCAUCAAGUGGGCUUUCUUCACAGGGAUAUAAAACCAUCAAAUUUUUCCAUUGGACGACAUCCACAUCAAACAAGAAUGGUUUACAUGUUAGAUUUUGGUUUAGCUCGUCAGUUUACCACAGGAACUGGAGAAGUUAGACCACCAAGAACGGCUGCAGGUUUCAGAGGUACUGUCCGUUAUGCAUCAAUUAACGCGCAUAAAAAUAAGGAAAUGGGAAGACACGAUGAUUUGUGGUCACUGUUUUAUAUGCUUGUUGAAUUUGUAAAUGGUCAACUUCCAUGGAGGAAGAUUAAGGAUAAAGAACAAGUGGGCUUGAUGAAAGAGAAUUAUGAUCAUAAAUUAUUACUCAAACAUCUUCCAUCUGAUCUUCGAGUAUUUCUAGAGCAUAUUCAGAAUUUAGAAUAUGCAGAUCCACCAGACUAUGUAAUGUUAGCUGGAUUAUUUGAAAGAUGCAUACAACGAAGGGGUAUACAAUCAAGUGACCCGUAUGAUUGGGAAAAACCGAUUGCAACAAAUGAGGGUUUACCAACCACAAAAUCAUUACCAACAGUAACUAUUCCACCAGCAAUUACAACAGCAACCACUAUUAAUCAGCUUCCUACGGUACCGAAUAUUGACACGAACAACCAAGAAAACGUUGAACCAGAUAAUAAAAAAGAACUUGAAGCUCAAAUGGAUUAUGAAAGUAUGUGUCGAAGAAAUCGAUCGCGGAGAAUUGAAGGUUCUAAUAUCCCAUUCAAUACAACAAUUAGUAAUCAUGGCAAAGACAAAAAUUGCAACUCUACCAUACCAAUUACGGAUAAUACCAGACUUCAUAUUGAACAGCAAGCUAUUACAAUACCAGCACCAACAAUUCAAGAAUCACCAAAAAAACGGCGUGCAGUUUCAAUGGCUACGAUGGCUAUUGAAACGCAGAUUUCUACUACUACAGCACAAAAACAGAUAGACAACGAAGGCGACGCUUUAAUGGCAAGUGUACGUUCCGCCUCAGAAAUGCAGCGAGCUAAAACUACUAUGAAUGUAGCUCCACCUCUAAGGAAGUCGGCAAGCGGUGCUACUUUUGCAAAAUUAAAAGUGAUGACCACGUCGGAAACCGCUCCUGGAGAAUCCUCUAGCCCAAGAGUACAGCAUGAUAUUGAUGCUUCUUACUGUUCUUAUGAUCUUACGAACACGAAAAAUUUGGGAAAUCAUAGCCCAGUAACGGAACAGCGAGAAACGCUACGGCGAGAACCGAAACGGAGAUCGGAAUGUCGACAACAAAUUAGAGGCAAUAGAGCAAUGGCUCGUGAUUAUUCUAUUACACAAUUCGCUCAAAUCGAUGAUGAUAAUGUCUCAGUUCUGCAACAAGUAACACGAGGUGGCGGCGGUUUGACGCUUGCUUCACAAUGGAAGUCACAAUUCGACGAUUCGGAAGAAACAGAUAAUGAAUGGAAGGCUGAACACCUUCAGAGUCCUGAACAUAAAGGAAACCACGCAUCUUCGUCAAUGCCUGAGCCGCUCUUCUGCAAACAGGAAUCCGCUAUCUACUUUGGGAAAACAAGUAAAUGCAGAUUGUCGAUCACAUUCGGAAAGUCAACUGCAGUAAAUGAUGUUGCUGUACCAGUCAUCUCUCUUCCUCAAUUAUCAGAAGAAACUAAUAUUGGAACAGUACCGCACUCGUAUACAGGUUCAGCUCAAUUAUUGUUACCACAAGCCCAGUCCGGAAAAAAUAUUUUGUCUCGUAUCAAUGAAAAUUUGCCGAAACCUAUUUCUUCAUCAAGAUGUCUUAAUAUUACUGGCAUUGAAAAAUACCCUGAACUUCAAAGAGGUUUACCAAGAGCAUGGAGUGUUCCAGCGCUUGCGCCGCAUGUUCGUAUUCAUUUAGAACCGCCAUUGAUUCAGCAAGCUGCCUUUGAUGAUUUAUUAUAUAAAGUCGACGUAAUGAGGAAUAUAGCGACACGGUACGAUGAACUAAAGCAAACUCCUAAACCAAGGAGAGCAAGUGUUCCGGUCAUGUAUUUCGGUCAGCAAGGUUUUCCAGUCACGCCUGUUACCGAUGAAGAAGAGCAAGCUGUUGCGGCUAGACUCGAAAUCCGACUAGUUAAUACAACUGAAGGUACUACGGUUGUACAAACUACUGCUGAUAAGGAACCUAUCCAAAAAAAAUGUAUAAACGGAAUUUUUAGUAGUCCUGCUACUCUAAAUCUUGGACCUGACGAGCAAUCAGUUUACUAUGACGCCAUAGAAAAUCGUGUUUUAACUCAUAGUAAUGCAAAUACAAUUACUGCAACAACAGAUAUUCCAACAGGAGUAUCUACAGCUAUACUAUGUUCUGGGGUCAAAGAAACCAAAGAUAAAGAAUCGAUAAAUAAAUUUCAUAGUGGCUACAGCAAAAUACCUGUGCCAGUGAGAAGUCCCAGAUGCUCUUUAUCCGAAUCCACUCUAGAAACCAAUACAGUCAACUCGAAAACUUAUGCAAGUGGUGAUCCUAACAAAGCAUUAUUUACCAAUAUAUUGGCUAAAGAUAAUGAUUCAACAUCAAGAUUACUUUGGCCGCAGUCAACUGAUGGAGGACUGUUUCUACGACGAUGUGCUACCCUGCCAGACGCCCGACCAAAUCUAGUUAGCAGUAUGACAUCUGUGAGUUCAACUGAAGAGGAUAAUCUUAUGGGCUGUACACCAGCAUUACGCCGUCGACGACAAAGCGAGAAGUAUACGAGAGAUAUGAGCCAGUUGAAUUUUAGGUUUCAAAGGCCUCAACAGCAACGAACGAGGCCCAAUUCGGAAAUACUACCUCGCUUCUAUGCACGUGGCGUACCUUCUCAUCUAAUUGAUGAAAUAGCUAAACAACCGACAGAAAGCAGUGACAACGACUCUGACAGUUGUAACGGUUUAGCCAUAAAAACCUCAGAUGAGCCACCAUCCCUGCCGCCACCACCAUGUUGUCUCCCACCUCACACUGCCGAAAAUAACGCAAGGUGCCGAAGGUUCAGACCUAUUCCAGAUGUCGCAAUAAUCAGCAAAGAAACGUGAGGCUUAGCGAUUACAAAAAAAAUUAUAAUGCAACUCACAAUUCUGUAAUAAUCAGAAAAAACUUCCUAAUGCCAACUAUUUAUGUGAUGCUUUGUCCAAAGUCAAGAGUUUCUACAAUGCAUUUUAUAUCAGAAAUAAUUU